GAAGCGUCAGGCCAUCUCAUCAGCUACUUGCAUAACUAGCGCGGAGCGGACAUUAUCUCUUUGAGAGCACACAAAAGAGAUGGAGUUUCUCUGCCUUCUGGCAUUUAGUCUCUUCAAUAAAGUUUGAAAAUUGAGCAAUUUAUACUCUACCUUGCAUUCUAGCAAGAGGCAUCUUCUGAAAAUGAAGCCCGCUUCGCUCAUUACCCUCGUUUAUGGCACUCUCGUCUCUGGUCAAGCAACGUAUCCCAAUAUUUCAGCAAAAUUCCUUCACACAUUGGAACCUAUUACUGCCCUUCCAGGAGGCUUCCCGUGGGGAACCAGAACCGCGAGUAUUACAAAUCCUUAUGUUGACUCUCCAAAUACCGGUGUGCUACGAAAAUAUGACCUUACCGUCGGUAGAGGCACGGCGGCUCCUGAUGGAUACUUGAAAAAUUCUCUCCUCAUCAACGGACAAUUUCCUGGGCCUCUGCUUGAAGCGAACUGGGGAGACACAAUUCAAGUCACUCUUCACAACCAAAUCACCGGACCGCAAGAAGGAGUUGCUCUUCAUUGGCACGGGAUUUUGCAGAAAAGCACCCCGUGGAUGGAUGGCGUUCCCGCCAUUUCGCAAUGUCCUAUUCCUUAUGGACAAAGUUUUACAUAUUCGUUCAUCGCUGAUCUAUACGGAAGUUCUUGGUACCACUCUCAUUAUUCUGCCCAGUAUUCUGGAGGACUUUUUGGACCUAUGAUUAUUCAUGGACCUCCGACUCUCCCUUACGAUAUUGAUGUUGGACCGAUUCUGGUGACUGAUUAUUACCAUCGGGAUUAUUUGACGGUAUUGAGGGAUGUAAUGGGCACCGUCCCAGCCAAAGUACCUGCAUUCUCCGACAACAAUUUGAUUAAUGGCCGCAAUAACUUCGAUUGCUCCAAGGUUGCUGCUGGAGAUACCACGCCAUGUGUGAGCAAUGCUGGCCUUAGCAGCUUCAAGUUCACCCCUGGCAAAACCCACCUACUUCGCUUGAUAAAUGCUGGAUCAGAGGGCAUGCAAAAGUUCAGCCUCGACGACCACAACAUGACUGUCAUUGCCAACGACUUUGUGCCAAUUAUUCCAUAUACAACCCAAGUUGUCACAUUGGGCAUUGCCCAACGGACUGACGUUCUCAUCUACGCUCCCGCAAACGCUGUGGGCUCGUACACCAUGCGGUCCUCAAUUGCAGGAUACCCUUGUUCCUUUGCUCACCAACCAGAUGCUACAGCAAUUGUUUACUACGGCACAUCGCCAGGAACAUCUACAUCUACCCCUUGGCCAGCGUGGGUCGACUCCAUUGCAAAUUCAUGCCAGAACGACCCAGUCAACCAGACUGUUCCGUGGUUUCCUAUCACCCCCGAUCCAGCACCUCCGGUCACGCAACUAGUCACCAUUGGCCUCACCACGAAUUCUUCUGGUCACACGAUCUGGACAAUGAACAACGUAGCUUUCCGCGGUGAUUACAACGCGCCAAUUCUUCUGCUUUCGAAUAGCGGAAACAAUUCUUACCCAUUUGACCCCGAAUGGAACGUCUACAACUUUGGCUCCAGCUCUUCCGUCCGCUUCGUAAUCAACAACCCUACCGGCUUCCCACACCCCAUCCACUUACACGGCCAUAACUUCUUCGUCCUAGCAGCCGGCGCUCCAGGCGACGGCAAUUUUCCUGACGGAGCCCUCACCAACCCCAAGAAUCCCCAACGUCGCGACGUCCAAGUCGUCCCGCCUAACUCCUACAUUGUCAUCCAACUUACAUCUGACAACCCGGGAGCCUGGCCACUUCAUUGCCAUAUCGCCUGGCAUGUGUCUGCUGGGCUGUAUCUCACGGUCUUGGAACGUCCGGCUGAUAUCAAGAACUUGAAGAUUCCGAGUAUCAUGGCGCAGACAUGUAGAGAGUGGUCGGCGUUUACUAACACGACUAUCCCGGAUCAGAUUGAUUCCGGGUUGUGAUUUGGGAACAAUUUUAGACGAGUUAGCUUCUGGAUAUCUCUGGUAAUUAUGGAUUGUUGUCAGUCUCAGAGGAAAAGAAGCUUAAUCGGGGGUGACCUGUGUUUGGAAAAGUUUGCCCCGCUGACUUUUUCUUCAUUUCUUCGCGCGAGGCUCUUUGUUCCGUUUUAACUUUUCCAUUUUCUGCAACACAUACACUCUCAGCGUUAUUCGUGUAGAUUUUCAAGAAUCAUUACACUCGGCAUAAGGGCCGUUUCUUUCCUGUAUACUUAUCUCAAAGCUUAC
This is a messenger RNA of Hyaloscypha bicolor E, 2236 nucleotides long. RefSeq names its product multicopper oxidase. The record is from RefSeq and is a predicted model, not a curated record. The transcript is spliced from 14 exons. Gene Ontology annotation, molecular function: copper ion binding; oxidoreductase activity. NCBI's taxonomy places the organism in Eukaryota, Fungi, Ascomycota, Leotiomycetes, Helotiales, Hyaloscyphaceae. Bases 182 to 1954 code for a protein of 590 amino acids.